Macroventuria anomochaeta is the source of this 1302-nucleotide messenger RNA. RefSeq lists its product as uncharacterized. The transcript has a single exon. The coding region runs from base 1 to 1302 and encodes 433 amino acids. The record is from RefSeq and is a predicted model, not a curated record. NCBI's taxonomy places the organism in Eukaryota, Fungi, Ascomycota, Dothideomycetes, Pleosporales, Didymellaceae.
AUGGUGCUUCAAGAUAUAGAAAACCAAGCUCUAGACAGCUUCACCGACAACCCCAACCCCUCCGAUAACGACCCCUAUGCCUCCCCUUCCUCCCCUACCCUCGCAAACGGCGAGCGCUUCGACGCCUCCAACAUGCCACGCCCAAUCCCGCUCGUUGGCCCCUUGAUCGGCUUCUCCGAGCGCGCGCUCCGCUUCAAAGCCGACACCACCUUGAAAUUCGCCGAGAAGAAACUCGGCCGCACGCUGCACCCCGAGGAAGCACAAGCGCUCGCCUUCCACAUCUACAAGCUCGAGAAAUCCAAAAGCUAUUAUUCAGCAGGCGGCGCCGCAGGUGGCGUGUACAGGUGGUAUGCCACGAUGAACACGUACCAGUACCCGUUCUACAAGCCCAAGAUUGAGAGCAUCGAUCCGAAUAAAUUUGGCCCGAUUAAAGGGCCUGCUGCGAAUCUGGCGCGGCAGACGUGGAGGUUUGGAUUGUAUGCGUUGGUGGCUGGGCAGAUGGGGAACAUUAUUGGGCAGUUGAUUGCCCAGCCGAUUGCGGCGUACGAGACGAGUGUGGAUCCCAAGUUGGAGGAGUUUGGGAGGGAGAUCAAGGCUGCGAGUGGGAGGGAUGAGAAGGCGAAUAACGAACGUGGAAGGAUGAUUGAGGAGAGGAGGAAGGAGUUUGAGGCUAGAAGACGGCAGGAGGGGACUGGGGGGAUGACGCCGCCGCAUGGUGGUAGGGGGGAGAGAAGACAAGCACCUCCAAUCGCGGGUGACGAUGAUGAUAUGAGUCCGACGGCUGGGAAUGAGGCGUGGGGAUCUUCGAACUCGUCUGGUUCGUGGGGCGACUUUGCGAAUGAGGAACAGCCGCGACCACAGCCCGAGCGGCAAUCCGUCGAUGUACGAGCGCGUCGACUGCCUCCUUACCAGUCCACUCAGCCCUCGCCAACAUCCUCAUCGUCCCCCUUCGACGACGACACCUCCCCGACAGGCGGCCUCUUCCAAUCCGAAACUACAUCCCAAACUGCCCAACAACCCGCCUCGCGCCCCGGUGAGUCCUCAUGGGACCGCUUGCGUCGCGGUGCAGGCAAUGCCUCUCCCCAAGGCGCAUCCCAGGCCGACCGCAUUCAACGCUUUGCCACCUCCCGACAGAGUAGUAGUGGUGCGGAGGAAUCUACAGUCGGCGACAACUUCACAUUCGUGAAAGGCAAGGAUGCCCGGGAUGCGGAAAGGGAGAAAGCGCAGCGAGAGUUCGACGAGAGGCUUGAAAGAGAGAGGAGGGGCGGUGAUUUUAAUGAGGGAAGUGGGAAGAGGUGGUAG